AUGCCACGAGAACAAGUAUGGGAGUUGUACGGCGGAUUUUUGGUCGAAUACAUCAUGGAAAUCGGUUGGGAUGAAUUUAUUCGAUGUAUGAGCCCAAAUCUGAAGGGUUUUCUUGAAAAUCUCGACUCCCUUCACUACUUUCUCGAUCAUGUCGUCUAUAAAGCACAUUUACGUGGUCCAUCAUUUCGAUGUGAAGAAAACGCUGAUGGCUCCAUCACUUUGCACUACUUCACAGGGCGGCCUGGACUUUAUCCUAUAGUCAAAGGUGUGGUCUGCGAAGUAGCUCGUGUUGUUUUCCACAUUGAAAUCAGCAUCAGUGUUACCGGGCGCAUCCAACGUAGCGUUCAAAUGGCCACAGGGGAACGAAUUGAAGAGCACGUUGUCUUCCUUAUUCAGGUAUAA
Angiostrongylus costaricensis is the source of this 402-nucleotide messenger RNA. NCBI's taxonomy places the organism in Eukaryota, Metazoa, Nematoda, Chromadorea, Rhabditida, Metastrongylidae. The record is from the annotation of a GenBank genome assembly.